Messenger RNA from Python bivittatus (Burmese python), 711 nucleotides. The record is from RefSeq and is a predicted model, not a curated record. Lineage: Eukaryota; Metazoa; Chordata; Lepidosauria; Squamata; Pythonidae.
GAAAAACCAUGUUUUAAAUUGGGGAAUGUACCUCUUAUCAAAGAUUCUCAGCAAGUGUUUCCAAAUGGGUUCCCAGAGGAAUACUUCUUAACAGCUACAUUUCGUGUCAGAAGAAACAGCAAAAGAGAACGCUGGUAUUUACUGCAGAUUUUAGAUCAGCAUAACUUGCCACAGGCUUACAUCUCAGUUGAUGGUUUAAAAAGAGUUAUAGAGUACGCCAUGCAAUCCACCCAGCGGAACUCCUUGCACUACGUCUUUAAAAGCCGCAAAAUCUAUCCUAUCUUUGACCGUCAAUGGCAUAAGCUUGGUAUCAGUGUACAGUCAAGGAUGAUUUCUCUUUAUGUGGACUGCAGCUUAAUUGAACAACGGAUGACUGAGGAAAAAGCUAGCCCUGACUUUCAAGGAAAGAUUCUCAUUGCUACCCAUUAUUUAGAUGGAAAACCUGUAGAUAUAGAACUUGGCCGCAUGAUCUUACACUGCAAUCCGAGCCUUGCUUCUCAGGAGAACUGUUGCGAAUUAUCUGAGCAUGUGCAACCUUUGGAGAAAAGCUUGAAAACUACUGCAGCAUCACCAUCAAUUGGUCACAUUGGUGAAAUACAUGCGCUUCCAAUAAUGGAAAAAAACUCUGGAGAAAAAUGUUUUUGCUCUCAGAACAAGGGAGAAGCAGGAUUGCCAGGGGUAGCUGGUUUGCCAGGCCACAAGGGAGAAAAG